AUGGCCCUCCAUGGCAUCGGACCUUCUGAUAUUGCCUUCUGCAAACCCGGGGACGAUAGGUGGACCGUCUUGGACGUUUCGCUCCCAUAUUAUUGUGACAUCAUGUAUUUCAGCAAAGAUCAGCGGUUUUAUGCCUUGAAACCAGAUGAUGAUAGCAUUGAAGCUUGGGAUCUCAGAGAUCCUUCUUGUCCCAAAAAUCAAGUGUUUGAUAGUCCUUCCAUUUGUCCUGGAAAGCUUGAGGACAAACUUCAGGAAUCUUAUCAUUUUAUUCAGAAUAAUUAUUUAGUUGAAUCCUCGGGGGAUCUUUUGCUGCUUUACAGGUUCAUAGCUAACGUCACUAAUAGUGAUGAUCUUUCUGAGGAACAACGGAGUGAAAUGGAUGAGGCUUAUUGGACAUUGGGAUUUGAGGUUCGCAAGUUCGAUUUUGAUUACAAUGAGUGGGAACUUGUGGAAUGCUUAGGUGACCGGGCACUGUUUGUGGGUUCUAAUAAAUCUUUCUCUCUCUCAACUUGCGAUCAUCCGGAAUUGAUGGGGAAUUCCAUCUACUUCACAGAUGAUAACUUUAACCAAUUUAACCGCAAAUAUGGUUACCAUGAUAAUGGUGUCUUUUGCCUAGAAGAGAACAACAUAAAACCUUAUUAUCCAAGCAGUGUGAAGAUGAUUUAUCCACAUCCAAUUUGGGUUGCCCCCUCCACAAUGUAG
Messenger RNA from Cornus florida, 702 nucleotides. Its product is annotated as putative F-box protein At1g65770. The record is from RefSeq and is a predicted model, not a curated record. The transcript has a single exon. Bases 1 to 702 code for a protein of 233 amino acids. Lineage: Eukaryota; Viridiplantae; Streptophyta; Magnoliopsida; Cornales; Cornaceae.